This is a messenger RNA of Motacilla alba alba, 12746 nucleotides long. It is a transcript of the gene USP54, whose product is annotated as ubiquitin specific peptidase 54. Gene Ontology annotation, molecular function: cysteine-type deubiquitinase activity. NCBI's taxonomy places the organism in Eukaryota, Metazoa, Chordata, Aves, Passeriformes, Motacillidae. Bases 6735 to 11984 code for a protein of 1749 amino acids. The transcript has 23 exons. Gene Ontology annotation, biological process: protein deubiquitination. The record is from RefSeq and is a predicted model, not a curated record.
AAAGGUUUUCUCCCUCAGCAGGCUGGGUGGGAGAAAUGUGCUGUGCGCAGGGUGUUUGAUUGUUUGUAGACUUAAUUGGUUUUUCUGGCUUUUUCUUUGUGAUACAGCCAUCCGUCAUGUUGUAUGUUUCAUUUGCGUUUCCUUUUUUAAACUGUUGCUUAGAUAGUAAGUGAAUAGCAGAUAUUGCCUGAGUUGAUUGUGUUUUCCAUGAUGAUGAAUUGUGCUGUGUACCUGCUGUCCUUGAUAGAAAGUGCUGCGCGACAUUUGACUCUUUAUACUUGGGUAAAUUAAGGCAAAUCCAAACGCUCAGGUUUGGACUAGAGGAGGGAUGGCAGAUGCCACAGAGUUGCUCUUCCUCCCUUGCCAGUGGAAGAUUAUAUCCCACCUGUAUGGAAAAGAGACUAGACUUUUUGCCGAUUAGGUGGGAAUGUACAAGCCCAUGUGGAAUUUACACCGCCUAAAUAUUUGUAUGCACAGGAAUUGUGUUUGCUGAUUCUGGAGAAGAAAGGCAAAGGAUUGCUUGUAGCUUUGGGGCUUUUGGUUUUGUAUUUUUUUAUUGGUUGGUUGGGGUUUUUUUCUUUGUAAGGUGAGGGGAGGCAUUGAAGCCUUUCUUUGAACAUUCAUUUAAUCUUCAUGAUAAAUGGACUUCUAUAUUUGUAGUUCUAAUUUCUGGCUAAUAUGUUCACUUUUCACCAAAUAAGUUUGAAAUUGGCAGAAAAUGAAGAAAAAAAUUUCCUGCUCAGGGGAAUCAUCAUGUGAAGAUAAAGUUGGCAGGAGGACCUCUGUAAUUUUCUGGGUAACAGAAGGAUAUGACCAAGUAAAACAUGGCUUUAGCAAGCUUGGUUCUUAAGACUAGAGAAAAGUCUCUUGGGCAUUCUUAUGCUAAAAAUGUAGGCUAAGAUUUCCCUUUGAAGUCCUGAUUUGGAAAUGCCCAUCUCUACCACAUCUAAUUUUUUGCAUUAGAUUCCAAAGUCGAUUUAGUCUCUUCUAAUCUUGCAGAACAGGGUUCUGGACUAAGUCUUUCUUUAAAUAAAAAAAAAUACUUGUAUGGAUGUAUGCAUAUGUUAAGAGAUGUGCUAUUUUUGGUUUUGAAUGCACACCUCUGAAUCCAUCAUUCUGCAGGUUUCUUUUUUCUAUUGUCUUGAUAGCAUUUCAGUCUAAUCAGUAUUCAAUGGGUGAUGUUUUUGCUCUCUAAAUUUAGCUGCUGAUGUUUAUAUACUACUUGGUAUUCUGUACUGGUCUUUGUAGAGGGCAUCCUGCAUAGAUAGAUCAGCCCCAAUGGCCUUUGUCCUGGAAAAUGCACGAUCCCAAAUGACAUAUUAACAGUGGGCUUUUUAAAGGGAUGAAUAUGUUAAUCUAGCAUGCUUUAAGACCAGUGGAGUCUUUAGGUCUGUUAAGGUGUACUUCAUGUGUGCCUUACCCCUAGAGGAGAGGAAACAAGAGUGAGUGACACAUUAUGCUAGUGUUUACUACUCUUUUUUCUUUUUUUUCCUCCCAUAUUUAUGCAGACAGUAUGAGUGUUGUGUCAGGAGCAGGUUUGUAGUCCAAUGGGAUGUUCCAGCCUUGGGACACCAGGCUAAGGUGAACAAGUAGGUAAGCCAGGGCAUAGCAGGAUUAGUCCACAGGGUGAAAUCUGGUUCAAUUACUUUUCUACCUGAAAAUCUCUUUAACUUUUAAGUAUAUUUUUUCAUUACAGCACCUAUUACUGUGACAGAUGUGACUUUCCAUAGAUUCUUGGCAAGUGGCUUACUGUUUCCCCUGGAUAUCAUCACCUAUUUCUUACCCUUCUUGUUCAUAUUUAGCAUCUUAAGCCAGUUUAAUUUCACUGGCUGUGAAAUAAACAAUAUCCAUCAUAAGAUGUGAUUGUGUAAGCUGUUGAAAAAGUCGCUGCAACAACUUUUGUAGGUGCAUGAAAUUUUAAGAAAUAAUGACUGUUCUAAUGAAAUUAUUAGAAAAUAUUUCAAGGUGAAAAGAAAGCUGAUUCAAGAAUUGUUGUUAAUUCCCCUCUUCUUUCUAAUGGCACAUUUUUGUAGAGGACUUAGUUUUAUGAAUUGCAAAUAAAAGCUUGUUUGAGAUACUAAUUCCCCCAUAGUGAUUGGGAGGAUUCCUGGAAUCAUGUGUGGCAUUGACUUUUGUUUUCAGCUCUUCAGUAUUGUGGCAUGGAUUUAAAUGCACUUGGGAGUUUCAUGCUAUAUAUGUACAUCCUGACUCUGUAUCAGUCUGCCAAGGUUCAGUCAUAGGACAAAAAUAGAACAGAAAAUAAUUAAUGCAGAAUGUGAAAUUGUGGAAGAGAAUAUUUUAUAAGUCUCAUUACCUCAUUAUCUUGUUUUUUCUGUUAAGUGAUACAAAAAUCAAGUAAUACAGCCCAACUUAGUUUCAUUUGUGUUUCACAAUGAUGCAAGAUAUUUUCCAAAGUGAAUCUUACACCUUCAACCUAUCAUCUCCUUUUUUAUGUCAGAUAAGAGGCUGAAAAGCACUGGUUUUAUUUGAUGCAGGCGGGUGAAACAAACUUGCACAAUAUCCUUUCUCAAGACUUCUUGCAAGCCUUUUUUCAAGUACCACAGCAUUGGUAAGAUUGAAGGGUUUACAGGUUGUGUGCUGUAAUUUAAAUUUAAAAUUUAAUUUUAAAUUUAAUGUAAUUUUAAUUUAAAAUAAUUUAAGUUAUUGACUAGUGUAGGAAAAAUGGCUACAGAUUUAUCACUCUGGUUAUGCCGGUUCUGUGCCAUAUGUGUGCUUUAUGUAGGAAAAGUUGUUUCCUGAUUCCUGACUUAGUCAAACUAUAAAUUAAUUCGUCAAUAACGUGUGAUCAUAUUUAAUCACAGGAAAUUCCAUUUUCUGCAGGAAAAUGAUUUUGUACCAUGCCUCUUAAGGCAUAAAACUGUGUGUAUGUGUGUCUUUCCCUGCUGCAGGGGUGACAGGAGACUUGUCUUUGGCUUUCAACACAGCAUGGCAUCACAGUCAGUCAAAGAAUGAGCUCAUGCUUUGACCAAGAAAUUUAAUUUAGUGCUUUGCUUGAUUCAACAAGCAUCUAUAACCUGGUGUGUUACUUGCAGUCAAGAAGACCUUUUGCCUUCUCUUUUUGAUAGGGUAUUUAUAAAACAUUCUUUUGUCUUGGGUCCACUUACUGAGGUGGAAGUUACAAAAAGCAAGAGGGAUUAAAUGCAGUGCACUGUGUUUGGCAGUCACUGGGAGUAAGUAUGCAAUAGAAUUCCUUUUCUUAUUUUUGUGGUGGUUUUGGGAGGGUAGUAGAAACAAGAAGUGCAGUUAUUUGUGGUAUUUGUGGUGUUACCUCUGUGGUAAAGAGUGGUAUUUAGAUUCUUGCUUGUCUUUGGUAACUUUUAAACCCUGGCUUUUAUAGUCUUCAAGACUUCCCAGUGCUACAGGUAAAACUAGUUUGAGUCACUCUUAAGAGUUCCUAGAUGUAGAAAGUCUAAUUGCUAGCAGGAUAUGUUUAUAGUCAUGUGCUGGGGGUAUUAGCACUUUGUUUUUCUCCCAGUAUUUAUUUUUUGUUUGUUUGAAUCAUCUACCAGAAGAAAGACUAGUUUUGAUGAGGAGCACUCUGCCUUGUAGCACAUAAACAUAAGAAAUAAAAUAGCUUUUAUCAAUUAAAGGGAAAAUAUUGAGUGUAUAUACCAACUUUUUACUCUAAAGAUUAUAAAUGAGCCAGAUUAUUUUGUCUAGUAUAAGGUUUGUAAUGGAAUUAUGACAAUAGUACUCUUGAUAGCGAGGACUGGACUUUACCUAUGAAAGAAUUGUUUCCACUUCAUUGCUCCCAAGCUUGUUUUUAGAGCUAGUUUAGAUUUUCUUUGAACAGAUGUAGUCUAAACUAAUUUAACUAGUUCUAGCACCCCAAGUCUCCACAGAGAAAAUGCUUGUGGAGGCUGUGUAGGGAACCUUGAGGAGCAGAUCUGACUUCAAACCACCCUGGCCUGUCUUUCCACCUGGCUGCUGCUUACCCUGACCAGGCUGUUGUGUUGCCAUGUUGAAGGGUUGCACAAGAAUGAGAAUGAGCAAUUGGGAGGCUGAAGGAAAGUGGAGGCAUGAAAGCUCUGUCCUCAUGUUAGUCAAUGUCUGAGUAGUCUUGAAAAAUAUUUCUGAUUCUCUUUUGGUAGCUACCAAAAGAGCACUAUGCUUGGUUUGGUUAAUCUUUUAUAUGAGAAAAAGCAAAAAAAGAUUUUUGUUCAUCUUGUAAUUUACAAGCUAUUUGAAUAACUCUGGGUUACCUGACUCUAAUAAAAAAAAAAAGUAACUUGGAUGGUAAGAGAAAACAGAAUGGAUUUUUUUUUUAAUAUGAGUCCAUUUGAUUCUAAGGCUGCGUUGAUGAAGUAAAAGCAAGAUUUUGCUGUGCCUCCUCACUCCCCAGACCUUGUUUAAACAGUUGUCUUGCCAUGUGGAAAAGGUCAGCUGAGUACAGCAUAUGUAUUUGCCCAAUAUGUUUGAACACAUUGCCCUAAAGUUUAUUAAGACUGUUAGAUUUUUUGGUCUUUUUUUCCAUCCUCUUGAAAAUUGCACUGCUGAUGUGGCAACUUGAGCUUCUCUUUCUUAAUCCACCUUUUUCACCCUCCUCAGACCCCAAAAAAGAAAUUGUUGAUGAUCACUGCUUUCUAGCCACAGAAUUAACUUUUUUGACCUCAGAGAUUUUCAGCAAAGAGGGCAAACAUCUGUUUUCAUACUUCUUAGAAGUCCGGGGGAUGCAUUCUCCAAGUUAAAUACUAGGGUCCCAGACGAAUGUACUUAGUUAAAAGAAAGUGGCUAGAAAAGGUUAACCAGGGGGAUUAAUUUGCAUCUGUUGUUUUGAACUGAUGUCUCCUGGAGUGCAGCUUUACAGUGGCUGCUUAAGGGCAGGCCAGGGGGCUAGGUCUGGACUGGGUGCUCCUGCUCUCUCCCUGUUCAGCUCUUAGUUGAAGUGGCUCACAGCUCAAUGCAGUUCUUGGAAGCAGUGGGAGCAUGAGGCUAGGGAAAGUACACAGACUGACACAGUCUGCUGUUUCCCUCAGUUAAAUGAAACUGCGCCUUCCGUCUGUGUUCCUUGCUGCACAGCCAUCUGACUGCAGAUGGAGGGGCAGCUUUGUUAUCUGGGUAGGAGGAUCUGACUACAGGCCACUGUCAAAAAGCUUUGUUCACCCAGCCUUCUUUCCUGCUUUUGAGUGAGAAAGCUAAUGAAAAAAAUAAAAUUUCCAUUGGUGGAGUUGUUUUUUGCCAGCUGUUUUUUUCUGUCCUGUUACACGUCAUUUUGCAAACUUACCAGUGUUAGCAUAAGGGGAGUGGAAGGGGCAUGUGAUGGUGAACAGAUCCACCCUGGUAGCAGCUGUCAGCUUGGCACAGCUGUAUCAUAAAACAUACUGUAAGUUACCUGUGCUAGAAAUUAGUGGCUAGUACAUCUGCAUGGUGUCUUGUCUUUGGUGGCAAAGCUCAUAAAGAAGCUGCCGUAACUACUGUUUCUUUGCUCCUGUACCGCUCUGUAGGUUGCUGGUCUAUGUUGUGCUGGUUACAAGUGCAUACUGCACGACUACUCUGUAGUCUGAAUAACUGAAAUUAAAAAAGUACCCUUCUUCAUAAUUUUAUCUUCUGGUUAUUUUUAACCCACAUUAUUUUCAUGAGGCAAUUUGUAAUGUGGUCCUACACUGGUUGCCACCUGCAGAACAGAGCAUCAGAUGAGAAUAAUAAGAACUGAUCUGUGAAAGUUUGGCAGGAUCUUCUGCAACCAGCUUCUUUGUUGGCAGUCAAGAAACUUCAUCUUUACCACACAGCAUUUAUUCCUGACAAACUUCUCCAUGUAGAUAAACUUAGGGUAUUUAAAUUGUACUAAGUGUGCUGACAGUUACAGCUCUGUGAGUGGGAGUUCUGUGGUGGUUAAUUAUACAAAGGUGAAGGGAAGGGCUAGCAUAGCCUUUGCUAGGUAGGAAGCGAAAAGAUCUGCAACAGCAGAAGGAAGCCAAAAUCAUAUGACUCUACAGACAUUUGGAAAACAAUUCUUCUCAGUCUUAAGAGAAUGAUUGUUUCAGCUCUGUCAUCUAUACUUUUGUUUCUUCAGCUUUCUGGCACGGCUGGGCAUUCCGAUUGCAAAAGGAGGAUCAGGAGAAGAAAUUUCUAAAGAUCGCAUGCAGAAUUAGAAGAACUGUGUCGGAGACGUCUUGCUUCUUUAAAGCUCUUCACUCUCAAGUCCUGGAGUUACUUCUUUUUCCCCUGUGAGGCUAAUGUCUCUUCCAUCACCCAAGACACAUCUAACUGAAAGGGAGCUGCCAAGGUUGUGUUCUGGUUUCUUUGCACCCUUACUAAUUGGAUUUUUCCCGUGCUCUUCAGGAGGAUUAUAGAAGGAUUACAGAAGCUGUGUUUUUGGAGGUGUGGGAGGAAGUUGUUGUUUUUCUCAUCUUGAGUCUGGGACCUCCUUGAUUUGCCAUUUGUUCUCUGAAGUUGCUGCCUAUUUGGAAAAGGGAGAAGCAGCUUAACAUGAACUUGCACAACCAUGGAUUCAAUCCCUUUGCAAAUGUUCUAUGUGGCUGCUUUUAAAGGAGGUUUUUGCAUGCAUAAGCAGCAAAUGAAGAAUAGCAUCCCAGGCUGGAUUUAAAAGAAGCAAGCUCCUCGAGUCCUGGCAAAAGGAUAAAUACUGUUUAAACUAUAGUUUAAGGAAGACUGGGUAUUGUUCCAGUUUCAAAUUUUUUGAAAGGAAGCAUCUGAUCAAGUCAAAUAUUCUGCCAGCCUAAACCUUCAUUUUCUACAGCUGAAACUGGAAGAUGUCUUGGAAAAGAAAUUAUUUUUCUGUGGGUCGGGGCAAUGUACAGGGCAUGUUUACUCCACGAAAUACCACCUCAAUAGCACCCAGUAAAGGCCUCAGCAAUGAACCAGGACAGAACAGCUGCUUCCUGAAUAGUGCGCUACAGGUUCUCUGGCACCUGGACAUUUUUCGCCGCAGUUUCCGGCAGAUCACAACGCACAAAUGUAUGGGUGAUUCUUGCAUCUUCUGUGCUCUUAAGGGUAUAUUCAACCAGUUUCAAUGUAGCAGUGAGAAGGUACUGCCUUCUGAUGCCCUGCGCACUGCUCUUGCAAAGACAUUUCAGGAUGAGCAACGCUUCCAGCUGGGCAUCAUGGAUGAUGCUGCUGAAUGUUUUGAAAACCUGUUAAUGCGAAUUCACUUCCACAUUGCAGAUGAGACAAAGGAAGACAUUUGCACUGCACCACAUUGUGUUUCCCACCAGAAGUUUGCAAUGACUUUAUUUGAACAGUGUGUUUGUACCAGUUGUGGUGCCACCUCUGAUCCAUUACCUUUCAUCCAGAUGGUACAUUAUAUUUCCACAACCUCACUCUGCAAUCAAGCUAUUUGUAUGCUGGAGAGGCGGGAGAAACCAACUCCAGAUAUGUUUGGAGAGCUCCUGCAGAACGCCAGCACCAUGGGGGACCUGCGGAACUGUCCAAGUAACUGUGGAGAAAAGAUCCGUAUUCGUCGUGUGCUGAUGAACUCGCCACAAAUCAUCACCAUUGGCUUGGUUUGGGACUCAGACCACUCUGAUCUGGCUGAGGAUGUGAUUCACAGUCUGGGAACUUGCCUUAAACUGGGAGAUCUCUUCUUCAGAGUAACUGACGACAGAGCAAAACACUCGGAGCUGUAUUUGGUGGGAAUGAUCUGUUACUAUGGAAAACACUAUUCAACCUUCUUCUUCCAGACUAAAAUCCGCAAGUGGAUGUACUUUGAUGAUGCUCAUGUCAAAGAGAUUGGUCCAAAAUGGAAGGAUGUUGUGACAAAGUGCAUUAAGGGUCACUAUCAGCCUUUGCUGCUGCUCUAUGCAGAUCCAAGAGGAACUCCAGUGUCAACGCAAGACUUGCCCCCUCAGGUGGAUUUACAGCAAUAUAGCAGGACUUGCUAUGACAGUGAGGACUCAGGGAGAGAACCUUCCAUCUCGAGUGAUACCCGGACAGAUUCCUCUACAGACAGCUAUCCUUAUAAACAGGCACACCACGAGUCUGUGGUCAGUCACUUCUCCUCUGACUCCCAGGGGACGGUCAUCUACAAUGUGGAGAAUGAUGCCGCUUCACAAAGCAGCAGAGACACAGGCCACCUGACUGACAGCGAGUGCAAUCAGAGGCAUGUUUCAAAGAAGGGCUCGCUCGCAGACCGCAAGAGGAGUUCUAGCCGGUCUAGGCGGAAAGGAGAUGAGGCUCAGUCAUCAGGAUACCAUAGUGAAGGGGAAACCUUGAAGGAGAAACAAGCCCCCAGAACUGCCCCCAAACCAUCCAGCAGCACCAGCAGGCUGAGGGAAUUUAAAGAGACAGUGAGCAAUAUGAUCCACAGCAGACCACAGCAGAUUUCCCAAACCAUCCAGAAUUCCCCUCGCGGAGGGAAUAGUGUCGAUCAGGCGGAAACACGACCCUCAAAAAGCCUGUCUGCACACGCUCGAGACUGGGAAGUGGACAGUACCAGUAGUGAGUCUAAAUCCAGUUCAUCGAGCAGGUACCGGCCAACGUGGAGACCCAAAAGAGAGUCUCUGAAUAUAGACAGCAUCUUCAGUAAAGACAAGAGGAAACAUUGUGGCUACACUCAGCUUAGCCCUUUCUCUGAAGAAGCAGGUAAAGAACUUACUGAGAAUGAGGUGAAGGAGCAUGCUGUUCACGAAACAAGGUCAAGCCAGUCAAAUGUCAGAUACAAGCGUGGUGUGCUGGGCCGGGGCACCCAGCACCAUGUGGUGGAUCAACAUCCUCAUCUAAUACAGAGGAUGGAGUCUGGCUAUGAAAGCAGUGAGCGCAACAGCAACAGCCCAGUUAGUCUGGACAUGCCCUUGUCUGAAAGUUCAAGCACCCACAGGGAUGCUCAUAUGAAAAGAGCAGGUGGCUUUGUUCCUGCUUGGCGCAACAUCCCAAAGUCUCACAGUAGCAGCAUCUUGGAAGUGGAGUCAGCUUCAUCAAUUGGGAGCUGGACAAACAGCCCACACACCAUGGGAAAUGGUGGAGACAUCUUUGUUCCUUUGAAGAGUGAGCUGGAUGAGUUGCAAGAAGAGGUGGCAAGGAGAGCACAUGAGCAAGAGCUACGCAGAAAAAGAGAAAAGGAAAUGGAGGCAGCAGUGGGCUUUAAUCCCCGUCCCAGCAGGUUCAUGGAUCUAGAUGAACUGCAGAAUCAGGGGAGGAGUGAUGGCUUUGAGAAGUCGAUGCAGGAGGCAGACUCAAUCUUUGAAGAGUCGCUGAAUCAGGAGCAGAAGGGGGAUUGUGCUGCAGCUUUGGCUCUCUGUAAUGAAGCUAUAUCUAAACUAAGACUUGCCAUGCAUGAUGCCAGCGCUAGCACUCACAGCAGAGCCCUAGUCGAUAAGAAGCUGCAAAUCAGUAUCCGAAAAGCCCGGAGCCUCCAGGAUCGCAUGCAGCACCAACAGCCACCGCAGCCGCUGCCUCCGCCAGCCUGCCACCCACCACAGGGCGGCACCAUGGCCCAGUCUACAAGUGAACAGACUGGCCCGCUCCAAGUACUGCUGAGCCAGGAGGUACCACUGGAACCCAACAAAGAAGUGGAAUUUGGGUCCAGUUCUUUCUUCCACCCACCUGCUUCCUGCCAUGAAUUGCACUCAUCAUUAUAUCCAGAGUCUUCCUCCCUGCCCCCUUCUGAAAGCAAUCCAUCCAACAGGAUCUCUCCAAACUACCAGUCUGCUUCUGCUGAUUUUCAUGACCAAGUUCCCUCUUUUCCCUAUAGGCAAGGGUUGGCAGAGAGGUCUGCAAGAACUGAGAAUGAAGCCCACAAGAGUGGGGAAUUUGCUGACACGACAGCCACAGGGCUAAAAGACUAUAGGGAUUGCUGCAGUAGCAGCAAGUUAGAAGAGGUUCAUAACGUAAUGCCUGUUCUCACACCUCAGUACCAAUCCAAGGCUAACACAGUAAACUCUGGGUCUUUGCCUGCACUGUUUCCCUGUCCACAUCCACCACAAGCAGCAUCUCCUGAAAAGGACGGCCAGCACAGUCCUUGUUCCAAACUUGCAAGCUCUCCAGUGCGGCCCAGCAUUGAUCUUUUAGGGGCCUAUCAUGCAAUGACCCCUGCAACUUCAUCCCCUACACAGCAGUGCUCCUCGGAUCCUUUGCAGAAAAAUAAGUACUACAGAGCAAACAGCCAGGAGAUUUUAUUUCCUUCACAGGGUGAAUAUGGCACAGCAGACGGUUCUAAACCUGAGGCUUUUAGUACAAAGGGACAUGUUCGCUCCUUGGCAGAGCAGUUUCAGAAAAUGCAUGCAGUCUCCCAGAGAAAAGGUACUCGUGAAAAAGACUGGAUUACUGCAGUGUGUCAGGAUGAGAAGUCUCCAAAGUUAACACAAAAAUCUUUCAUCAACCAUUCAUCUUCCAGUUACAGACAGCUAAUCCAUCAAAACCAAGAGAAUAAAAACCAGUCUUCUGAAAAAUUACACUCAACUGUGGAUAUUAGGGAUGGGGUAGUUUCUUUGAAGGGUUUUAGUGCCCAACAUGUUGCUUCUGUGAGUUUUUGUUCUCGCGGUGAAGAACUGUGUAGAAGAGGUGGACAGAAUAUGGCAGACCCUGUACCCUACAUGGAAAGGCACUGUCAUGAUGGAGGAAUGAAAGAGGUGGAUGAUGGAGCUGCUAGUAGCAUGGUUGCCUCUAUGCCUGUGGACCGUUGGGUGAAUAAUGUUACUAGGUGUUACAGUUCUCAGAAGGCUAAUAAGAAUACUGAAUGGCUUCCUGUACCUGGGAGGAGUCCACUCCUUUCUGAUCAGAGAGCAGUUGGAGAUGACUUGAGCAGGAUCCCAGUACACCUGCAUCCACAGUGGAAUCAAGACACAGAACAGGAACUCUCAGAACUGGAAUCCCUCUAUCAGACUAGUCUGCAGGCAUCUCAGGCCACUAGGCCUUUAUUGGGAAGACAGGACAGUGCUAGGUAUCCAUUUGACCAAUCAGUCUCUGUGAACCCGGGUGUGAGGAAGCUGCCUGCUACAGCUGGCAUGGGUCUGUCGAAAACCCCAACGGCGGAGAUCGAGCGCAGUCUGUGUGGAUCCAGUGUCUCUUCUGUCUCCAAGGUCACAUAUACCAGAGAACAUAGCAGGGAUCCAGAAGAGGAGGAAAUAUACAGUGCAGAGAAUUUCCGUCGCAUUGCUCGCAGUCUCAGCGGGACAGUUAUCUCAAACAGAGAAGAGACCUUGGUCUCUUCUCACAGUUUUGAAGCACCAAAUACGAGGAAAAUGCCAGUGGACACCAGCCACCGUUCUUCCAGCUCCACUUCCCUUCCUUUCCCCCAUGAUCCUCCUGUAUUUCCCUUUGAUCCCCAGCACAACCCAAACCAGGUGCAGCACCCACCCCAUGAUGUACUGAUGCCCAGCAUGGUGGGCAAGGCACGUAAACUGUCAGGAGAUCAGAAGAACAUCAUCCAGAAACUUCUGGUUGUGCCUGACAGGGGUGAAGCUUUCCAAGGUGAAGACUACCCAGGUGUGGCACUGAGCUAUGGGAGUCUCCCUUGUGUACCCAAAGGCACCCUCUCCCAGGGGCAAAAGCCUCUUGUUAAUUUGCAUUUAGGAGGUGGAGCAUCGAGUGUCUCUGGCCGCUUGCCGAACACAAGUUAUCCUGCUGCACAAGCAGCCACGUUACCAGAUAAGCGAACAAUGCUCUGGGGGAAACAUGCUCGCCAGCCAGGCAAGAGUUUACAGGAAGGCUUCCUCCAGCAGCCUCCACAACAUCACAUGCAUGAAUCCCAUGCCAUCGGUUGCAGACUACCGGCCAGCACAGACUACAGCACUUUAAGAAUACCACGUGAGCCUUCUUGGGAUCCCGGUGCUUCUCAAGGUUGCCCUGUGCCCCCCUCUUGUGUUAAGGCCCCGGGUCCAAGGAGAGUAGAUAUGCCUCCAGAAGAAGACUGGCGAGAGAGCAGCUACACCCCUCAGCCUGGCAGAAGGCGAAUGCUGCCAGUGCAUGUGAUGGAUGGGACUUUUUCUUCUGCUUCCGAGGCACACAGAAAUAUGCUGGCUCGAGCAGCAGCAUCUACUGGCACCAUGCAAAAUAAUGGCUGGUGAGAUCCCGUUCACUCCAUGUGCCCCAGUACACCACUCUGUGGACUAUGGUUGUUGCCAGAGUGUGGAUUGCAUGGAGACAGGAAAGUCUUUCAAACAGUAUCUGUGCCUGUUUUGUCUUAAAAUGUAGCUAUACAGUAUGUGGAAACUAAUUGCACUGUAUUUUGUUUCUGACACUACUGAACUGCUGUCUGGAUGGGGAAUCUUAACUGUUCUAGUCCUGGCCUCUCCUAGCAAACAAGUGCUAUAGGAAUGGUAAUUUGCUUACGGGUAAGUUCAGAAGUGUGCACACGUUUUGAAGGAAGAUGGCAACUAACAAAAGGACAUUUUUAAGGACUCUUUUUCAUGAAAUGUAGCUUUGGUGAAUUCUUCAUAAAAAGAAACCAAUCCUUUUGUUUUCUUCUCCUUCCUCUCUCCUGUUCCUUCCUAGGAAAAAAAAAACUGACCCACCUUCCAGGUUCCGGUAAAUCUGCACUUGGCAGGUGGUAGUUAGUAAAGCAAGCACGGUUUUCAAUGCUCUGAGAUCUCAUACAGAGAUCACAGCUGUAGUUGCUGCAGAGGAAGUGACAGGGAGACAUUGUUCACAGUAAACCCCAAUUUUCUCCACUUCUUUAAAGCAAACUAAUGAUGCUUCAAACAGAAAAGACUGUUAAUGCUGCACGCUUAACUACACCAAUGUAAACACAGAAUAAGUUUAACUAUUUUAGUGUCAAGCAUACUUGCUUUUGUAAGUAUUUUUCAAAUAAAUCUAUGAAAAUAGUUCUA